UGAUAAAUAAAUUUAAGAAAAUAAUGAGUGACAGUAUUUCAAUUAUUUUAUCACUUAUUGUUAUAUUCAGUAUAUGCAGAGCUAUUCAAGAAAUUGAACUUGAAAGUGAAGAAGAUGACGAUGACAAUAUUUGUGAUCUCCCGAUAGACGAAGGUGACUGCUACAGUGACAGUCUGAGUGACAGUGACGAGGAUAUGAACGGUACCACUGUAUACGGCUACAACAGAAACACGACAAAAUGCGAGGAAUUCAUAUAUGAAGGCUGCGACGGUAAUAAAAACAGAUUUGAUAACACCAACGAGUGCUGGAAGACUUGCUACACGCCAAUAAAAUACUUUCUAGCUAGAGUCACACAGUUAUUAUCUGCACAAUAACAAAUAAAUUACAAUGUUUAAUACAAUAAAAGCAACUCUUAUUUUUCAGAAAAUAGUAAAAAACAAAGUCGCCUUUUCCGUCCCUAUAUCCCUUUGAACGCUUAAAUCUUUUAAACUACUCAACGGAUUGUGAUGCGGUUUU
Molecule: messenger RNA, 516 nt
Organism: Trichoplusia ni (cabbage looper)
Lineage: Eukaryota; Metazoa; Arthropoda; Insecta; Lepidoptera; Noctuidae
Product: chymotrypsin inhibitor SCI-III-like
Exons: 3
Coding region: 24-374 (116 amino acids)
Molecular function (GO): serine-type endopeptidase inhibitor activity
Source: RefSeq, a predicted model, not a curated record